Messenger RNA from Amphiprion ocellaris (clown anemonefish), 5466 nucleotides. RefSeq names its product corticotropin-releasing factor receptor 1. Gene Ontology annotation, biological process: adenylate cyclase-activating G protein-coupled receptor signaling pathway; cell surface receptor signaling pathway. Bases 111 to 1421 code for a protein of 436 amino acids. Gene Ontology annotation, molecular function: corticotropin-releasing hormone binding; corticotrophin-releasing factor receptor activity; G protein-coupled peptide receptor activity. The transcript is spliced from 14 exons. The record is from RefSeq and is a predicted model, not a curated record. Gene Ontology annotation, cellular component: neuron projection; plasma membrane. Lineage: Eukaryota; Metazoa; Chordata; Actinopteri; Pomacentridae.
CCACAUUUUAACUCCCAAUCUCAAGGGAGACAAAAAAGAAGAAGACAAAAAGACUCUUACCAAGUGAUAUUUAUUGACAGAGAAUUAUGUGAAGAUUUAAAGCUCUGGAAAUGCGGCGCAAAUGCUUUUAUCUGCUCGAGGUGUGUGCCAUCGUAAGCGUCCUGCCGUCGGCCUCUUUAGCAGAUCUGACAUGUGAAGCUCUGCUCAUGCUGUCGGGGAACGUCUCAUUACAGUCCUUGGCCGCCUCCUGGAACCAGACCCUGAGCAAUGCCACGAGCCAAUGGAGCGGCUCGGGAAUCUACUGCGACACCUCCAUCGACGGCAUCGGCACCUGCUGGCCCAGGAGCAGCGCCGGCCAGAUGGUGUCACGACCCUGUCCGGAGAUGUUUUACGGUGUCCGGUACAACACCACGAAUAAUGUCUACAGGAAGUGUCUGGCCAACGGGACCUGGGCGCUGAAGGGGAACUACUCCAUGUGUAAGGCCAUCCUUCACGAGGAGAAAAAAGGCAAGAUGCACUACCAAAUCGCUGUGAUCAUAAACUUCCUGGGUCACUGCAUCUCCAUGGUGGCUCUGCUCGUCGCCUUCUUCCUCUUCUUGUGCUUGAGGAGCAUCCGCUGCCUGAGAAACAUCAUCCACUGGAACCUCAUCACCGCCUUCAUCCUGAGAAACGCCACCUGGUUCAUCGUCCAGCUGACCAUGAGCCCCGAAGUGCACGAAAGUAACGUGAUUUGGUGUCGCCUCGUCACCGCCUCCUUCAACUAUUUCCACUCCACCAACUUCUUCUGGAUGUUCGGAGAAGGCUGCUACCUCCACACCGCCAUCGUUCUCACCUACUCCACCGACAAGCUCCGCAAGUGGAUGUUCAUCUGCAUCGGCUGGUGUAUACCGUUCCCCAUAAUCGUGGCGUGGGCCAUCGGAAAGCUCUACUACGACAACGAGAAGUGCUGGUUCGGGAAGCGAGCCGGCGUCUACACCGACUACAUCUACCAGGGGCCCAUGAUCCUGGUGCUGGUGAUCAACUUCAUUUUCCUCUUCAACAUCGUGAGAAUCCUGAUGACCAAACUUCGAGCCUCGACCACCUCAGAGACCAUCCAGUACAGGAAAGCCGUGAAGGCCACGCUGGUGCUGCUUCCUCUGCUGGGAAUCACCUACAUGCUGUUUUUCGUGAACCCGGGCGAAGACGAGAUCUCUCAGAUCGUCUUCAUUUACUUCAACUCCUUCCUGGAGUCCUUCCAGGGCUUCUUUGUGUCGGUGUUUUACUGCUUCCUAAACAGCGAGGUGCGCUCGGCUGUGAGGAAGCGUUUCCACCGGUGGCAGGAGCAGCACUCGAUCCGAGCCAGGAUGACCCAGGCCAUGUCCAUCCCCACUUCACCUUCACGGGUCAGCUUCCACAGCAUCAAGCAGUCCACGUCGCUCUGAGAGGAAGAGGAGGAGGAGGAGAAACAACAACAAAAAAGAAAAAACUCCAGCUGUCAUUGUCAUCGUUUCCUGCCACAUCACUGGAGUUCACUCAGACACUUUUCUUCUGAGCCGGGGCAAAAGGCUUGGAGAGCCGGAGAGACGCUGCAUCCGUCUCCGGAGCCUCAGGAGGGACGAUAUGUGGACUUUCAGGAGAAAAUGGACGACGAAGGGCGGGGUGGGGAGGGAGGGAAGGACACUGCAGACUUUGUGAAAUGUGAGGUUAGUGAAUCAAAAGACGACCAAGCUGAUGUGUGGAUGUGAAUGUACAGCACUCUGCCAUAGAAGGUUGUUCUGUAUUCCUGCUGGCACACUUUUGUCUGUUUCUGUUGUCGUUGCUUUCAUCAUCAUCAUCAUCAUCAUCAUCAUCAUCAUCAUCAUCAGUGAGCUGGCGCCGCUGGACCACACUGAACUGGAUUCACCUCCCAGCGGACUCCCAGUCGCUCCAGGCGCAGUGACUAAGUUAUUGCAGAUUUUGUUCUCAGCUUUGUUUCUUUCUUUUUUUUUAAAUUCUUUACUUUUUGCCGUCACAAACAGUCGUCUGGUGUUCGUUAAUUUGGUGUCGUGCUCUCGUCCUCUGUUCUCAGCUUGGUGCAAGUCGUGCUGCUUUCAUCGAACUUUCCAGGAGGUUAAACACAUUCCAUGAUUCUACCUGAAGAGUUUUGUUCCAGAAUAACGCCUCGGAUUCAGUUACAGACCGCUGGGUGAGAACACAGCUCUCAUAUCUCACCGUUCUCAUGGAGUUUGGACAGAUAUUAUAGGUUUGUUUAUUAUUUAUCAUGAAAUAUUAACAUGCUAAAACCACAAAUUGUCAAAGUUAGGUUCAUGUUGUUGCACAGAUCAAGCAAAUGAGCCGAUAUGUGCUCAUGAGAGAUCUUUAAGGCAGCUGGGGUUCAGUUUAGAAGGAGUUUUUGGACAAGAAACUCAACUAAAAUGACAAACCCUCACAAAAAUAAAGCCACCUGACUAAUAUUGUGUAGGUUCAAAGAGCUCAGACCUGUCAUACCUCUGUAGAUCCUUUGGUUCCAUUGGAUGACCUCAGUCUAAUUAAUAUGUUAUUUAUAUUUCAUUCAAGAAACCGUGCAUAUCCUCACAGUCAUUUUCCGCUAUUAUGGCUUAUUAAAACACUUACCUGCUAUACUUAAUAAAUAUUUACAUGAGAUAACUCUUGCUAAAACCACAAAUUGUCAAAGUUAGGUUCACGUUGUUGCACAGAUCAAGCAAAUGACUUAAAAUAUGCUAAUGAGAGAUCUUUAAGGCAGCUGGGGUUCAGUUUAGACGAGGUUUUUUGACAAGAAACUCAACUAAAAUGACAAAUACUAGCAAAAAUAAAGGCACCUGACUAAUAUUUUGCAGUUCUAAACAGCUCAGACCUGUCACACCUCUGUAGAUCCUUUGGUUCUAUUGAAUGGCCUCAGUCUAAUUAAUAUGUUCUUUAUAUUUUAGUAGAGAAACCUUGCAUAUCACCAUACCUCAGCUAUUGUGACUUUUGAAACACUUUUUAUGUGGAGGUUACUUGCUAUAUUUAGUCUAUAUACUAUAAAAUGAAAGUUAAAACCACAUCCUCGUUCCUACAUUUCUCACAGAUGCUCAGUGGAGUUGGGUUUGAAUCAACGCCUCGAGCUCUUGGUCGUGAUCCUCGAGCCAUUCCUGAGCUGGUUGUGUUGUGGUGAAGCUGCAUUGUCCUGCUGGAGGAAGCAGCUGUCAUUAGUUGUGUGCUUGUUCUGCAGCAAUGUCGAGGUCAAAGUUAUUUAUGAAGCACAUUUGAAACAGCAAGGCUUGAACCAAAGGGUUGUACAGCUAAAAAUAGCAGCUCAUAAGACAGAAACACAAUAACUAAAAGAUAAAUGUGAAUAAAAACACGAUGAAAGUUGAAGUUGGGUCUUCAACUCGGCCUCCAGACUGUUGCAGUCCUCAGUGCAGGUACAUUACCAACAUAUCUGGUAGCUACGCCUUUGGUUCUAUCUCAGUAACCUGAAUAUCUUUGGAAUUUUGGACAAAACCUUGAGCUCUGAGCACUUCUGAUGAGGGUUUUUCAAUAUUUUCUGACGUUUAACAGACCAAACACGUAGUCAGUGGAUCAAGAAAAUUAAAAUAUCUGUUGAAUAGUUGCAGCUCCAGUUGAAUGUAAGUCAAAUAUUUGCUUUCCUCUUAGCUCUUAACUCCAGGGGGAAAUACUGGCUGUCUCUUUAGCCGCUAAACACUCUUCAUCUCAGACUGUCUGGUGGCUUUUCAGAGCUUUUUAAGCAGCGAGACUGAACCAAAAUGUUAAAGCUGGAAGACCAAAACAAUGAAGGGAAACAUGCUAAAAAAAAAAGUACUGUCGCAUUAAGAGGAACUGCAGCAUCACUGACCUUCUUUCCCACCUGUUUGACUCGUUGUUUGAGCUUUAAAGAGCCCAUAUUACGUAUUUUUUCUCUUUUCUUUCAUGUGUUACAGCUUAUUUGUGCAUGUAAAAGACUCACAAACUUACAAAACUCUACCUUUUACAUGCCUGAAACACCUCAUUUGGAGUCCAGGCUUUUCUUUUGUUACUUAAUGAUGUCAUCACAUAACACAUUUGCAUAACACCUGCCUACUUUGGCUCCGAUGCAGUCCGACAUAUUUCCCGCAAAGUUCAGACAUUAUCAGUGAAUGUCAGUCCUUACUUAUGGGCCAGUUGGGAGCUUCUGCAUCAUCUACUAGAGCAAAUUAUCAUUCAAUCUGAUUAUUUAUAAACAGGAAGUAACUUUGAUAAUGUUGGCAACCUCUUGUGGAAUAAAUGGGUAUAAAAUCUUCAGUAGAGAUUCGAAAUAAACUGGCCAAAAUUCAGAACAUUUGGUAGCAGCAAGGUGUAUUUUAAGCUACUUUUUAUAAAUGUAAACAUGUAGUAUUGGUUUAAUUUAAUCAAAACUCCAACUCAAAAACAGCAACUGAGAGAUAAAAUGAGAUUUUCGUCAAAAAAGGGACUUUGUACAUCCUCCGUGAGGAGAAAAACAACGUAUUAUUUGACCUUAAAAGCAUGUAAACAUGUUUUAAUUGACACAAAAAUGCAAAUUAUAAACUUGUAAAAAUGCAUGAUAUGGGCUCUAAGUCAAGUUUAACCUACCAUCUCUUUCCUUAUGAAUCUGUACAAGAAGAUCAUGAGUUGGGAUUAUGUUUGAGUUAGUAAGUAAAGAUUUAUUUAUGUUGCAUCUUCAGAAACUGCUUCAAAUAUUAGUUUUACAGAGAUUCCUUCGUUGUUAUUUUGGAACAAAACUCUGCGGCUGAACAAAGAGACUUAAUCUUGUUACCUCUCUACCAGCAAAGCCAGACGAGGACUCAUCCGAUCAGGAACUCGUUCACAUCAAGUGACUUUCUGUGAGUUCGGCAAUAACUCCGUUUUACUGGUUACCUGUAAAUACAUGAAAAUACCAGAGCGGAGCCGAGGCGUCACAAAUAGAAACCAAAAAACACACUAACCACACACUGUAAAUCAUAUGGGCACAUUAUCCAUGUGAUCAGCGAUUCACAGUCCACAUUCCUUCUAUACCAGUUUGCCUAGCACCUGUGCAUUUCUAUGAACUGCUCUUUAUGUCACGUUGUAUAUGAACCUCUUCUUUUUGUCACCCUGAAAUUCUCAUUUUUUUAAACAUCUUUUUUCUUAUUCUCUCCCUCGCAAGUGAUGUGUGAGCUCUGGUUGUGAUGAAAAAAAGUCACAUUAUUUAAAAUAUUUGAAUUUCACAUCAUCAUCCAUCGUGACUGAGCUGCUGCUUCAACUGGAGGUUAAAAUUUGGAAUCUCAUGUAGUUAUAUCAUGCACUUUUGUAAUGUAAAGUUCUGUUUUUCCAACCAAAAGUUGAACAUCAGCAGGAAUAAGUAGCAUAGUUUAAAAAGCCGACAGAGAGAGACAGUUCUUCAUGGUUUCAAUCAGCAUCACGGUGUAACUCACAGUGUUAUUUAUUGUUAUUUAUUUCUGAUAUUGUUAUUUUCAUACUUGAAAAAAAAAAGAUGUUAAGACAUGAUAAUAAACUGUGUGUUGCAUUUGA